CAAGAAGGACAAUUCACAAAUGGGUACUUGACCCAAUUUCAUAUUCCAUCCAUAGUCCUAGAAAAAGAAAAAAAAAAAAAAAACAUAUGUUAUUGUUUUCGCAACCUUUGAUGUUGAUUACACAAUUAUGAGGUUCGCAUGCAAAUUAAUUAGUAUAAGGUUUGCAACCCAGUUUAAAAGGCUGGGUAACUGUAAGUGUGAGCCAAGUCAACUUGAAUGCACAAAUAAAAAUAAUACCAAAACCAUUUUUACAAACUUAGAAUCAUUCAAAUCUGAUAGUGACUUGCAUUGAUUUUCUUCAUUCGUUCCCUCCCAUUCAUAUUCCUAAUUUUUACUCUUAAUCUUCUUGUUCUUCUUCAACUCUGUCCAUCAAAUGGCUUUGCACAACGUGUUGAGUUUGGAAGUAUUCUUUCAUGUGGUGAUCCAUUCUGUAAUCUCCACCAUAUUAGUUGAGUCAGUUUUGUCUGCAGAUUCAAAAUAUGAAGCCUGCAUGCCUCAAAACUGCGGUACUGGUCCAAACAUAAGCUACCCAUUCUGGAUCCUUGACAAAAGUGAUGAUUUCUGCGGUGAAAAGGGAUUUGAUGUCGCUUGCGAGCGAAAUAAGCCCAUAUAUAAGACCUCUGGUGCCCAUUACCUCAUUUGAGGAUAUCUCUUAUGACAACCAGUCAUUUCACUUGGUUUUAGAUGUGGAGGUGCUUGACACCACUUGCUUUGCUCCCCAACAAAAUUUCUCUUUCGACCGGUCAUCCUUAACAUUCCAAUCCUCCAAUUCUGAUCUCCUGCUCUUCUACAACUGCUCGGUGGACAUUUCUAUUAGUUAUCCAAAACGUGUAGUUACAUGUGCUUUCGCUGCCAACCAAACAAUUCUGAUCUCCUUUGUCGCGUUGGUUCCUAGAGGAAAGCAUUAUGGUUUUAGCGCUCCGGUGCCCUGUGAGUCCUUAGUGUUUGCACCUGUUGAAUUAACUGAGGAAAAUUCAAGUGUGAUUGUGGAGACUCAAGACUAUGCGAAGUUGUUGACCCAAGGAUUUUCUUUGGAAUGGUCUGGACCGAGUUGUGCCAAUUGCAGAAGCAGCGGAGGCAAUUGCGGAUUGAACAGUUCAACUGUCGUGUGUUUCUGUCCUGAUGGGGCUCAUUCCAAACACUGCAAUGACGGAAAAAGCAAAUUGAAUUUGAUUCUAGGAACAGUCAUACCAGGAGGCGUUGUCCUUGUUCUUUCCUUGCUCAUACUUACUAUCGGGUGGCGCAAGAAGCGAAACAAUGUCUGUUAUGGGAUCUCGAAGAACAUUUCUUCUGACCUUGGAAGAGGUAGCAUCUACUUUGGGGUUGCUGUCUUCUCCUACACUGAACUUGAAGAAGCUACUAACAACUUUGAUGCUUCUAAAGAAUUGGGAGAUGGAGGCUUCGGCACCGUAUACCACGGAAUACUUCGAGAUGGGCGGGAAGUUGCAGUCAAGCGCCUAUAUGAGCACAACUACAAGAGAGUGACCCAAUUCAUGAACGAAGUUGAAAUCCUCACCCGUUUGCACCACCGGAAUCUUGUGGCUCUCUACGGUUGCACCUCUCACCAAAGCAAGGAACUCCUCCUCGUAUACGAGUUCAUCCCUAAUGGCACUGUCGCUGAUCACCUACAUGGUGACCGAGCAAAAGACGCCCUGCUCACAUGGCCUAUCCGAAUGAGCAUCGCCAUUGAAACAGCCGGAGCACUGGCAUACCUCCAUGCUUCUGACAUCAUCCACCGUGAUGUCAAGACUCACAACAUCCUCCUUGACGAAAACUUCUGUGUCAAAGUUGCGGAUUUUGGGCUUUCAAGGCUUUUCCCAACCAACGUCACUCAUGUCUCAACGGCUCCACAGGGGACCCCCGGUUAUGUGGAUCCCGAAUACCACCAAUGCUACCAACUUACCGAUAAAAGCGAUGUUUAUAGCUUCGGUGUUGUCCUCAUCGAGCUCAUAUCAUCAAUGCCGGCAGUUGACAUAAGUAGGCAUAGGCACGAGAUCAACUUGGCUAACUGGGCGAUCAACAGGAUCCAAAACCAUGCGUUCAAUGAGCUAAUAGACCCUUCUCUUGGGUUCCAAUCAGAUUCCUCGAUUGAGAGGAUGGCUCAAUCAGUGUCCGAGGUGGCAUUUCGGUGCUUGCAACUUGAGAAGGAAAUGAGGCCUACAAUGGAAGAGGUUUUGGAGGCUUUGAAGGAAAUUCAGGAGUACAAAGAGGAGAAAAGCGAAGGCGAGGCAACGGGUAAACGUCUGCAUCCUUCGCCUGAGAGCGAUCAUGUUGUGUUGUUGAAGAAUAGCAAGGUUCCGCCUUCACCGGAUUCUGUGACCGGUAAAUUCGUUAGUUGCUCAACCACAUCUUUUUCUAGUGGUUAAGGCUUUAUCUUCAUUCUGAUUUACUUUGAAAUUAGAUUUGCUAAGAAAGGGUGUGCCAUUGUUGUAGAUCAGUUAGUUGUUUUGAAGGUAUGUACCUAAGUACAUAUAGAGGUCUGGUUUGUAUACUUGUUGAUAUUGGGUAUUUGAAGUCAUUACUCAGUUGCCAGGGCAUUGGUUUUUUUUUUUUUUUGAUCUGUGAAAGUAAAUACUACUCCGUAUUAGAAGAG
This is a messenger RNA of Rhododendron vialii, 2593 nucleotides long. Its product is annotated as LEAF RUST 10 DISEASE-RESISTANCE LOCUS RECEPTOR-LIKE PROTEIN KINASE-like 1.2. The transcript is spliced from 4 exons. NCBI's taxonomy places the organism in Eukaryota, Viridiplantae, Streptophyta, Magnoliopsida, Ericales, Ericaceae. Gene Ontology annotation, molecular function: ATP binding; protein kinase activity; polysaccharide binding. The record is from RefSeq and is a predicted model, not a curated record. The coding region runs from base 555 to 2366 and encodes 603 amino acids. Gene Ontology annotation, biological process: protein phosphorylation.